Molecule: messenger RNA, 783 nt
Organism: Catharus ustulatus (Swainson's thrush)
Lineage: Eukaryota; Metazoa; Chordata; Aves; Passeriformes; Turdidae
Gene: PDX1
Product: pancreatic and duodenal homeobox 1
Exons: 2
Coding region: 1-783 (260 amino acids)
Biological process (GO): type B pancreatic cell differentiation; regulation of transcription by RNA polymerase II
Cellular component (GO): nucleus
Molecular function (GO): DNA-binding transcription factor activity, RNA polymerase II-specific; RNA polymerase II cis-regulatory region sequence-specific DNA binding
Source: RefSeq, a predicted model, not a curated record
AUGAACACCGAGGAGCAGUAUUACGCCUCGGCGCAGCUCUACAAGGAGUCGUGUGCGUUUCAGAGAGCCCAAGCGCAGGACUACAACCCCAGCCCCCCCGCCUGCCUGUACAUGGGCAGGCAGCAACAGACUCCUUAUUCCAGCGCCUUAGGGGCUCUCGAGCAAGGCAGCCCGCCAGACAUUUCACCUUACGAGGUGCCCCCCAUCACUGAGGAUGCCGGGGUCUCCCACCUUCAUCACCAUCACCACCACCCUCAUCUUCCUCCUCCCCACCAGGACGCGCUGCCUUUCGCAGACGGGGCGGACACGGGGGCUAUAGAGGAGCCCCGAGUGCAGGUGCCUUUCGCCUGGAUGAAGUCCACCAAAUCGCACGCCUGGAAGGGACAGUGGACCGGGGGAUCCUACAUGGUGGAACCGGAGGAGAACAAGCGGACGAGGACGGCGUACACGCGGGCGCAGCUGCUGGAACUGGAGAAGGAGUUUCUCUUCAACAAGUACAUCUCCAGGCCGCGGCGGGUGGAGCUGGCUGUCAUGUUGAACUUGACCGAGAGGCACAUCAAGAUUUGGUUCCAGAACAGGCGGAUGAAGUGGAAGAAAGAAGAAGACAAAAAGCGAGGGGCGGGCAACAGCAAUGACCCCGAGCAAGACUGCGUGGUGUCCUCCGGGGAGCUCCAGACCAAGGAGGAUCCCCAGGCAUGCCCCGCCGGGAACCUUCCCUCGGGAGCCUCCAGGGACCUUGUCGCCCCCAGCCUAGUCCCCAGAAGGCAGCAGGACUCUCGGUGA